AUGCCCUCGUUCCUUCGCCAUGACUACCGACGUCUAGAACGCACCGACAGCGACGAGGAGGGCAUCAAACUCGAGUCACACGACGACCGAAAACCGGCGUAUUCCCCACCAGUCCCCAAUCGCAGGGCCCCACGGGCCACCACGCGAUGGAUGGUCACGACGGUAAUCCUCUCUAUCCUCGUCCUGGGAGUCAUUAGUCUCCUCUCGAUUAAAUAUGCUCGUCCUCGACAUCGGAACGCGUCAGAACCCCAGAGCGCCAUUGCCCCGAGGCCGUGCGGCUCGUCUCCCUCCGAGGCCAGCGCUGCCGCGUGCAUCUACGACCUGAUGACGCAUUCAUGGCUACCCCCAUCCUGCUUCGACGAGGAACUGACGCAGGAAUUCCGCAACCUCCGACAGUGGCCCUUCUAUGCCGACCGGACAGGGACUCGACCGUUGACCGAGAAGGAACUGGCCUGGCGCACGGAAGAGUCGUACACCACUCUGGAAUACCAGUAUACCCACUGUGUGUACCGCUGGAGGAAACAACAGCGAGCCGUGGGGAAGGAGAGAGACGUGGAAGUGCACUCUGCAAUGCAGAAUCACACCAUAUCGUGCUCGGAUCUGUUUCUCACUACGGCAAAGCAGCUGAAUGGGACCAACCACGUGAUGGUAUUGGAGGACAAGCUGAUCUCGCUGGUGGUGGGAUAUCCUCGAUGUGCCCAUCCGAAGACAUAG
Aspergillus tanneri is the source of this 714-nucleotide messenger RNA. RefSeq lists its product as uncharacterized. The record is from RefSeq and is a predicted model, not a curated record. The transcript has a single exon. NCBI's taxonomy places the organism in Eukaryota, Fungi, Ascomycota, Eurotiomycetes, Eurotiales, Aspergillaceae. Bases 1 to 714 code for a protein of 237 amino acids.